AUGUUGUGGGUGGAUAAGUAUCGUCCCAAAACCCUAGACAAGGUUUUGGUGCACCAAGAUAUCGCCCAAAAUCUCAAGAAAUUGGUGACGGAGCAAGACUGUCCGCAUUUGCUGUUCUACGGUCCGUCUGGCUCGGGUAAGAAAACCCUAAUAAUGGCCCUUCUCAGGCAAAUUUUUGGUGCUAGCGCCGAUAAGGUGAAAGUGGAAAACAAGAACUGGAAAGUUGAUGCUGGGAGUAGAACAAUUGAUGUUGAACUCACGACUUUGUCAAGCACGUACCAUGUUGAACUGAGCCCUAGUGAUGCAGGAUUUCAGGACCGCUAUGUGGUUCAAGAGAUAAUCAAGGAAAUGGCCAAAAACCGACCAAUUGACACUAAGGGAAAGAAGGGGUUCAAAGUUCUGGUGCUGAAUGAGGUUGACAAACUCUCAAGGGAAGCCCAGCACUCUCUCCGGAGGACAAUGGAGAAAUACAGUUCAUCUUGCCGACUCAUUCUAUGCUGCAACAGCUCCUCCAAGGUUACUGAAGCCAUUCGCUCUCGCUGUUUGAAUAUGAGAAUCAAUGCACCACCAGAAGGAGAGAUUGUGAAGGUGUUGGAAUUUAUCAGCAAGAAAGAAGGGUUACAACUUCCAUCCGGAUUUGCUGAUCGAAUUGCACAACAAUCUAAUAGGAGCCUCAGGAGGGCAAUUUUGUCACUUGAAACUUGUCGUGUCCAACAGUACCCUUUCACAACAACUCAAGCAAUACCCCCAAUGGAUUGGGAGGCAUAUAUUUCUGAAAUAGCAUCAAGUAUAUUUAAGGAGCAGAGUCCGAAAAGGUUAUUUGAGGUUCGAGGAAAGCUUUAUGAGCUACUCGUCAAUUGCAUUCCUCCAGAAAUCAUUUUAAAGAGGCUACUUUAUGAGCUGCUGAAGAAAUUAGAUUCUGAGCUGAAGCAUGAAAUCUCUUAUUGGGCCGCAUAUUAUGAGCAUAGAUUACGCCUUGGGCAGAAAGCAAUAUUUCAUCUUGAAGCGUUCGUGGCCAAAUUCAUGAGUGUUUACAAAGGAUUUCUCAUCGAGACAUUCGGGUGA
Messenger RNA from Striga hermonthica, 1065 nucleotides. The record is from the annotation of a GenBank genome assembly. Lineage: Eukaryota; Viridiplantae; Streptophyta; Magnoliopsida; Lamiales; Orobanchaceae.